CUACCAAUACAAGGACUUUAUCCAUUCAAUAUUACUAUUAUUUUUUAUAAAAGCGAACAACUGGCUCUUCCCAGUGCAGAAGCAACUGACCGGGACCAGAGGUCGCGGUUUCGAAUCCCUACUCUCUACAUGGCUCGCACGCUCGCAUCAAGUUCAUCACUUUCAAAUUGUCCCACGAAUGCCUUAUCAUUAUCACACUUGAACCUGCAAAUCAAAACGUCUUACGCGACUCCCAAACUUUGCUCUCGAGUCAGGAUUUUGGCGGCGGCCAUGUCUACCGGCGUCGAAAAGAACGUUAUUCCAGCGACAAUUAUCGGCGCUGGAAGAGUUGGCCAGGCGCUGCAAAAAAUGGGAACGGGAGAGGAUGUGCUGGUUAGGCGGGGCGAAAAAGUGCCGGAAAAUCUUUCUGGUCCGAUUUUUGUGUGUACCAGAAACGACGAUAUGUAUGCCGUGCUCGACGUCACGCCUCGGCCUCGUUGGGACGAUUUGGUAUUUAUCCAGAAUGGAAUGCUGGAACCUUGGCUGGAGAGCAAAGGCUUGGUCACUGCAACCCAAGUAUUGGUGUAUUUUGCUGUUGCCAAAUUAGGUGAGACACCCAUAGAUGGGAAGACUGACACAAAUCCCGAAGGCCUUACAGCAGCUUCUGGUAAAUGGGCCUCUGCAAUAGCUACACGUUUGCAUUUAGCAGGUCUUUCAUGCAAGGUUUUGGACAAGGAGAAUUUUGACAAGUCAAUGCUAGAGAAGCUCAUAUGGAUUUCAGCUUUCAUGCUAGUAGGAGCUCGUCACCCAGGUGCCACCGUGGGUAUAGUGGAAAGGGAGUAUCGCAAUGAGGUUGUCAGCCUGAUCAAGGAACUGGCAUCAGCUGCUGCCACUGAGAAGAAAAUAUCUUUUGAUCCAGGUUUGGAAGAGAGACUAUGUGCUUAUUCACGAACAGUUGCCAAUUUUCCGACUGCAUUGAAAGAGUUCAAAUGGAGGAAUGGAUGGUUUUACACAAUUUCAAAAACAGCCAUUGCAAGUGGACAUCCUGAUCCAUGCCCAUUACACACUAGCUGGCUACAAGAAUUGGGCGCCAUUUAACAGAAAUAAAAAUAACUCAUUAUUUGAGCCAAAAUAACUCAUGUUGCAAUGUUUUGUUACUUUAUAGCUAUAAUGUGGAGAGAUUAGGAAAAAAUAAAUCUCAAUAUGUUUAUCUUCCUUGUAAAGCAGAUCUUGUGAGCCAUAUCUACCUAUAGUAGUAAUGUUUGAUAUCUUUUUAUUGCCGUGCUAUUUUUCUGGCUGUCCAUAAAUUCAAAAUUGUUUGUUCUUAAAUGCAUCCAAUUUCCACGUGUGCAAAGAACACCUGUCUCAAAUGAAAGAAUAUGGUUGCACGUUUCAGCGGUAGCUUUCUACACCUUCCAACCGUGGUGGUACUUUCAAGGAUUUAAAAAGCAGCCUUGAUUAAGUUGUAUGAACUGUAAACAAUAUAUGUUCAAUAUGAGUUGACACCUUGUUUUCUCA
Cryptomeria japonica (Japanese cedar) is the source of this 1497-nucleotide messenger RNA. RefSeq lists its product as uncharacterized. The transcript has 5 exons. NCBI's taxonomy places the organism in Eukaryota, Viridiplantae, Streptophyta, Pinopsida, Cupressales, Cupressaceae. Bases 130 to 1077 code for a protein of 315 amino acids. The record is from RefSeq and is a predicted model, not a curated record.